ACAACAGACUCACCAAUAUUUAUGAUCUCUUUUUGUUGUAGCACAGACCAUAACUCCUUUCCUCCUUUAUCCCAGUCUACCUCCAUCUUCCCAACCCCUUCUUUUUACCAUGAUGAAGGAGCCGUUAGAAUUCUCUGAAAGUUCUUCCAAAAAUUCUCCUUGUUUAUCCAUUGAAGAGAAGUUGAAAGAUCAUAGCAAUAAAUCUGGAGGGGUAAGACCAUAUGUUAGAUCCCAAAUGCCGCGACUCCGAUGGACACAAGAUCUUCAUCGCAGUUUUGUGCAUGCUGUUGAGAGACUUGGUGGAGAAGAUCGAGCAACUCCAAAGAUGGUGCUACAGUUGAUGGAUGUGAAGGGCCUGACUAUAUCUCACGUAAAAAGUCACCUUCAGAUGUACAGAAGCAUGAAGCAUGAACAGAUGAUGCAAGCUGAAGCAGAAGCUGCAAAUGGGGGUAAAAGGAAUAGAAUGGAUGGGGCAGCCAAUGGGAACUAUCAUCACUACUACAAUAUUAAUGACAAAGCCUUCUUUGGUGCCCAUCCUUGGAAACAUAUGCAAGAGACCAAGGAAAAUAGGAUCAUGGGAUUGGAAGGAAAGUCUAAUUAUUACACCAUGUUCAGGGAUAUUUUCAAUGGCCACAAUGUUCAAGAUGUUGGCGACGGGAAUAAAGUGGUACGAGAAGCUAGCAGUUUGUCAAAUAAGAGUCCAUCUGCUUCAAUUAUUGAAACUACAGGAGAGGAAGAUUUCUCCAGUAGCACCAUGUCCUUAGACUUAGAGCCAUCUGCCAGUUUAGAUGUGAAUAAUAUCUCUCUUGAGCUCACCCUUGCUUAGUAUAUAUCUUUUGGUCUGUUUCUUGCACAACCACCGCUCUUCUGAAUUCACCGGAAAAAGGCUUUUCAUUAUCCUAAUUUUACUCUCAAGUCCUUGAGAUCUUUUGUCAUAUAUGGUAACCAAGCUAGGUAGAACUUUGUACUAAUUAAUCAGUUUUUGAUCAAUCUGAAAAUCGUUUAAACUUUAGUAUCAUGACACUUUUGAGGGUAAGAUGUUGGGUUCGAAUCUCAACU
This is a messenger RNA of Nicotiana tabacum (common tobacco), 1059 nucleotides long. RefSeq lists its product as uncharacterized. NCBI's taxonomy places the organism in Eukaryota, Viridiplantae, Streptophyta, Magnoliopsida, Solanales, Solanaceae. Gene Ontology annotation, molecular function: DNA-binding transcription factor activity; DNA binding. The record is from RefSeq and is a predicted model, not a curated record.